CCCACGUAUAAAUACAAGGUGAAACCAUGCGCGAGAAAAAGAGCCGCUAGUUCCAAAGUCUCCUGAAAGAUACCUUAAUUAUAUGCGAGUACUUCCGCAUAAAUAUCAAAAUACGUCAAGCAAGAAAGCAGUGAUAUAGUUGGUUCAAUACUGUGAUUUAUGUUAAUUUCAGUUUGUGCAAAAUCCAAUUGGACAACUAGAAAAUAUAAUCAAUAACUAUUCAAGAAUAUGGCCGUCAUUAUUUCCACUGGAUUUAUUUUAUUUGACUUUUUCCUGAUAUUCCUAGCAGCUUUUAUCGGGAUUUUUGUUCACUACAAGCACAGUUACCAGUACUGGAAAAAAAAAGAAGUGCCGUAUUUGGAGCCAACUUUUCCAUAUGGAAAUAACUUAUACCUAUUUCCGCUAGCAUCAACUUUUGCGGGGGAAUCUAAGGUCUGGUACGACCAAUUAAAAGCUAAAGGUCAUAAAUUUGGCGGUGUUUGGUCGUAUUCUAGAAAGGUUUUGGUACUGGUUGAUCCCGGCUAUAUUAAGGAUAUUUUGUCGCUGGACUUUAACCAUUUCAUCGACCGCGAUGUCUACUGUAAUGAAAAGCAUGAUCCUAUGGGAACUCACUUAUUUAACAUUAGACAUUCCAGUUGGAAGGCGUUGAGGCAGAAGCUAACGCCGACGUUUACAUCGGGAAAAAUGAAAAUGAUGUUCGAUAAUGUGUUGCAUUGUGCUGAUUUCAUGAUCAAUCAUUUAGAAAAAUGUGCCAACGUUGGAGAUGAUUUUGAUGCAAGAGAAGUUCUGGCAUCAUUUACAACCGACGUUAUAGGAUCAGUAGCCUUUGGAGUAGAUUGUAACAGUUUUGACAGUACUCAUGCCGAGUUUAGAAGACAAGGAAAAUAUUUGUUUGAAAUUGAUUUACCUAUCCUUUUGAAAGCUGUUAUGGUAAAUAGCUUUCCCGAUCUUUCUAGGAAACUUGGAGUUAUAGUCUUUAGGUCGAAAUCGAAAGCAUUUUUUGCCGGUAUGAUAAAAGAAACAAUGGAAUUUAGGAAGAAAAACAAUAUUAAUCGGCCAGACUUUCUCCAGCUGCUUCUGAAGAUGAACGAAGAAUAUAAAGAUGGAAAGCCAAAUGUAACAUUUGAUGAAAUUGUGGCUAAUACUAUUUUGUUUUUUAUUGCAGGAUUUGAUACAUCAUCUACAGUGAUGACUUUUUCUUGCUAUGAAUUGGCUCGCAAUCCAGAAAUUCAGGAAAGAACUCGCCAGGAAAUUGAAAAUGUAUUGGGGAAAUAUGAUGGAAAAAUAACUUAUGAAGCUAUUCAGGAAAUGACUUAUUUGCAACAAGUUAUGAAUGAAUCAAUGCGUUUAUUUCCGCCAUUGAUAUGUUUAGCGAGAACCUGUACCAAAGAUUACAAAUUAAGAGAUACAGAUAUAACAAUUGAAAAAGGCACUCCUGUAGUAAUUUCUACUUUUGGCUUGGGCCGAGAUGCUGAACAUUUUCCAGAUCCAGAAAGAUUCGAUCCUGAUAGGUUUAGCGCAGAAGAAAUAGAAAAAAGAGAUCCGUACAUACAUAUUCCUUUUGGCGAAGGCCCUAGAAAUUGCAUUGGUCUAAGAUUUGGUCUGAUGCAAUCCAAGAUUGGAUUAAUACGAAUUUUGACAAACUUCAAACUGAGUAUAAGUCCAAAAACCAAGAUGCCUGUAACAAUUGACCAGCAAAGGUUCUUAUUGAAGGAGAAUAAUCCCAUAUAUUUAAGGGCUGAGAAAAUUUAAAUUUGUGUUUAUUACUAUUCUGUAUGUAAAUUUUGUUAGAGGCAGAGGUGAACAUUCUAAAGGAACAAAAGAAAUAAACCUAGGUAUUUAACAGGAUUGAGGAUAAUAGGUAUUUAAGUUAUAGGUAUUUUUUCACUUAGGUUCUAAUCAUCCGCAUAAUAAUUCUAGACAUAAUCAGAAUGUUAUUACUUCCCUGCAUAGAACUGUUUCUUUUCAGUGAUCAUUUACCAUUGUGGUUUAUACAUAUCUGGAAUGACUUGUCGUGAAGCAAAGUGUGUCUUACAACAGCUACUAUGAAAUUAUUUUAGAAUCUGUAAUUGUUGUUGUGCGUGUAUGCGUUUAAUCAGCGAGACGUUCACUCAGCCAUUUGCGCUUCGGGCCUUUUGGAUCAUUUAUUCAUUUAUUUUUUGUCUCCACUCCAUUUGCUGCUUUGUGAGUUUACCAUUUGCCUUCUCUUAUUGCCCUAAUCGAUUCUUUUUAGUAAGUAGGUAUGUACAAACGUAUAAUUUUUAUUUUCCAUGAGGUAUUGAGGAAAAUCAUAUUUUAUGACUUGCGGUGGCUCGUGCAAAAGCUAGUAGGUAUAAAGUUACCGGGCAGUCUUAUAUGGAGGGCCUUCUUACAGGAACUCUCUUGAAAGUGGUUUUAUAUAAUAGGGAGGCUGUCCAUUGUCCAUUUUGUUAAAUGAUUUUCUCUCAAGUUUAUUAGAAUACAAAUGUAUACAGUGUUGUUUUUGGCAAAUAAAUAAUACCUAUUUGGUCUGA
Messenger RNA from Ceutorhynchus assimilis (cabbage seed weevil), 2513 nucleotides. NCBI's taxonomy places the organism in Eukaryota, Metazoa, Arthropoda, Insecta, Coleoptera, Curculionidae. The record is from the annotation of a GenBank genome assembly.